This is a messenger RNA of Dicentrarchus labrax (European seabass), 2651 nucleotides long. Its product is annotated as protocadherin gamma-A3-like. The coding region runs from base 180 to 2651 and encodes 823 amino acids. Gene Ontology annotation, cellular component: plasma membrane. Gene Ontology annotation, biological process: homophilic cell-cell adhesion. NCBI's taxonomy places the organism in Eukaryota, Metazoa, Chordata, Actinopteri, Moronidae. The transcript is spliced from 2 exons. The record is from RefSeq and is a predicted model, not a curated record. Gene Ontology annotation, molecular function: calcium ion binding.
CAGCGUUGAGUUUGGCGCAGACUGGCUUUGCUUUGACAUUUUUUACACUACCAGAUAAAGGAAGCUGGAAAUACGAAUAUCUUCAUCAUAAACGGCACCUGUAUUGCGUUAUUGUUAAUCAUUUGGAAUUGUAAAAGACGUUUUUCGAUGGUAUAAUUUUCUAUAAUUUAUUUGGAAACAUGGAUUUCGGAAAAUUUGUCUCCCGGACUCUAAGAUGGCGUUGCCACAGCCUGACGUCGCAAAGGCUUCUCUUUAUUCUUUGUCUCAGUCAUAUUGCCUCUGGUCAGAUACGUUAUUCUAUCCCAGAAGAGAUGAAGAAGGGAUCCCUUAUUGGUAAUGUCGCUUUGGACCUUGGAAUAGACAUGCAGAGGCUCCGUUCUGGCCGGGCCCGUAUCGUGACCGGAGAAAGCAUCCAGUACACCGAGCUGAAGACAGACAAAGGGACUUUGGUUGUGAAUGAGCGAAUAGACCGAGAGCAGCUUUGUGGAGACGUGACGCCGUGUAGCUUCAGCUUUGAUUUGAUUUUAGAAAACCCGAUGGAACUACACCAUGUUACGGUCGAAGUAUUGGAUAUUAAUGAUAAUUCACCUUCCUUUCAUCAGCACGACAUGCAGCUGACCAUCGGAGAAUCAGCAGCACCGGGAGCGCGUUUUGUUUUACCCACAGUCAAUGAUCCUGAUGUAGGAGUUAACGGGCUUCAGGACUAUAAUUUAUCUCCAAAUGAAAAUUUUAUUUUAAAAAAGCAUUCAAAUACUGACGGAAGAAAAUAUGCGGAGAUGGUACUUGAGAAACCGCUGGAUAGGGAGCGAUAUCCAAGUCUGUCUCUAAAGCUGAUAGCAGUGGACGGUGGAACACCGCAGAAAUCUGGUACAGUAAAUAUAGAUAUCACUGUCCUAGAUGCUAACGAUAACUCUCCUGUUUUUAAUCAGUCAGUCUACAAAGCCACUGUAAUGGAAAAUGCCGCAAAGGGUACCUAUAUCAUCACUGUGAAUGCAACUGACGCAGAUAGCGGAUCAAAUGGUUUGAUUUAUUAUUCUAUUUCCAAAAUGCAAGGCAGUAUUGACAGUAUAUUCGAAAUUGACAAGACAACGGGUGUAAUAUUUCUCGCAGGACAGGUUGACUAUGAAAAAGCUAAGAAGUAUGAAAUUCGCAUUGAAGCAACAGACCAAGGAGCUUUAACAGACUCGAGUAAAGUCAUAGUUGAGGUGACUGACGUAAAUGAUAACCCACCUGUUAUUAAUGUGAUGUCAUUCACUAGUCCUGUCUCAGAGGAUUCUCCUCCUGGUACAACUAUUGGGAUUAUAAAUGUGAAAGAUCUUGAUUCAGGUGAUAACGGACAAGUAAAUUGUAGAAUAGAACAAAAUGCACCUUUUAAGAUUAAAUCUAGUUUAAGGAAUUACUACACUUUAGUGACAGACACUGUAUUAGAUCGUGAAAGUGUUUCAGAAUAUAACAUCACUGUUGUUGCGACAGAUGCAGGAAUUCCGUCUCUUUCGACAAAGAAAACAUUUAAUGUAAAGGUCUCUGAUGUAAACGAUAAUGCUCCAGUCUUUCCACAAGGCGUUUACGACGCGUUUAUUACAGAGAAUAACUCUCCAGGGGUUUCUGUUCUCACUGUAAGGGCGCAAGAUCCUGAUGGAAACCAAAAUGCACGUAUAUCUUACAUUCUGGAUGUUAAUGACAUAGGCGGAUCUCCAGUCUCUGAAUAUGUGUCUAUUAGUGCAGAAAGCGGAGUGAUACACGCAGUGCGCUCAUUUGAUUAUGAACAAAUCAAACAAUUGGUUUUCGUCGUCAAAGCUCAGGAUGGAGGUUCCCCUCCACUCAGUAGCAAUGUGACUGUGAAAUUAAUAAUUCGGGACCAGAACGACAACCCUCCUCAGGUUCUGUACCCAGUCCAGACUGGUGGCUCUCUGGUGGCUGAGAUGGUGCCUCGUUCAGCAGAUGUCGGCUAUCUGGUCACUAAAGUGGUGGCUGUUGAUGUGGACUCUGGACAGAAUGCCUGGCUCUCCUAUAAACUGCAGAAAGCCACAGACAGGGCGCUGUUUGAAGUGGGCUUACAGAAUGGAGAAAUAAGAACUAUCCGCCAAGUCACUGAUAAAGAUGCUGUGAAACAAAGACUGACUGUUAUAGUGGAGGACAACGGGCAGCCCUCUCGGUCAGCUACAGUCAUUGUUAACGUGGCGGUGGCGGACAGCUUCCCUGAAGUGCUGUCGGAGUUCACUGACUUUACACACGACAAGGAGUACAAUGACAACCUGACUUUUUACUUAGUGUUGGCUUUGGCUGUAGUUUCCUUCCUCUUCAUCACGUGUUUAGUGGUUAUUAUAUCAGUGAAAAUCUACAGAUGGAGACAGUCUCGCGUCCUGUAUCACUCCAAUCUCCCUGUGAUUCCAUAUUAUCCUCCACGUUACUCAGACACUUUGGGGACAGGGACUCUCCAACACGUGUACAAUUACGAGGUGUGCAGGACGACUGACUCCAGAAAGAGUGACUGUAAGUUCGGCAGAGCUGGUAGUCAGAACGUGCUGAUAAUGGACCCCAGUUCUACAGGGACGAUGCAGCGGAUACAGAGUGAAAAGAGCAUCCUGGAUGAACCAGAUUCUCCUAUAGAGGUGAGGGGCAAUAUGCUAAGUCUUGUUUUUGUGAAAUGA